Messenger RNA from Archocentrus centrarchus (flier cichlid), 5589 nucleotides. RefSeq names its product ankyrin repeat domain 50-like (gene ankrd50l). Gene Ontology annotation, molecular function: protein binding. Lineage: Eukaryota; Metazoa; Chordata; Actinopteri; Cichliformes; Cichlidae. The coding region runs from base 1005 to 4802 and encodes 1265 amino acids. The record is from RefSeq and is a predicted model, not a curated record. The transcript has 5 exons.
GACAAAAGGGGGAAAAAAAAAAACAAAACAAGAAAAACCGGAAGGCAUGAGAGAGAAAGAGAGGAGAGAGAGGUUGAGGCAUGAACGCAGGGAAGGCAAAGAGCCGUGGGUGUGAGAAAGGAAAAAGGAAAUUUCAUGCUAGAGGUGCAGUUUUGGGUCGAUUCUUGAGAAAGAAGCAGGACCGAAACUGAGAGAAGCUGUAAUUGGAACGUGGCGGGCGACUCAGACAGGGGAGGGAGCGGCUCUGUGAUCCCCCAGGAGAAGCAUGGUGAACGUGGGUAACCAUGGCGUUUCAGACUCGGCGACACAAAGAUCAAGGCAAAGAGAGAGAAAAUGAAGAGACGCACCUUUAGCUGAUUUUACUUUUUCUGACUACCUUUUCUUGCCAGCCUUUAACACCUCCAGACCUACAGGAGAAAGACAGCUAGCGAUAAUAAUCGCCUGAUGCAACACUUUCAGGAACUGACAGGCUAAAGAAAUAUCCAGUCAUUGCCCAGAGCUGUCACCACAUCAGCUGCAGCUCUACCCAAAGCAAGAGUAAUUACUCACUGAGCAUGGGAUGUGACAUUCAGAGCACUAAGUUGUCCCCUGGAGUCAGACCCCCAGGAACAAAUGAGUAGCAGUGGUUUUGCCAGCAGCUCCAGCUUGCUCCAGGGCCGUCGCUUUUAUUGCCGGGAAUGGGCCCUUGGACAAGCUGCGUCGCUGCCUGGACGCCCGCUCGGGGCCCAAGCAAGCACCAGGGGUCCUGGUAACUGGGGGCCCCCGGUGCCGGGAAGACUGCCCUCUGCACUGAGGUCGUGUGUCCCACUUCAAAGGCAGGGCUGGCCAGCGGGUUGGCACCAGCGUUGCCUUUGCAUCCCACUUCUGCCAGAGGAGGACCAGAGGAGUACAGUGCUGUGGAGUUCAUCCUGGGCCUGGUGGAAGCUGAGGGCUUCUCCUCUCCUCUCUCCUGGGUACGAAGAGUUCUCAACAGCCCAUCUGUAUCCUCUGUUCUGGAGCCCCUCAUGUGCCAAAAGGACCCCAAUGAGACCUUCAAGAGAGCAGUGUUGGAACCCCUGUUGGACCUUCCUCCUCCUGCCCAGACUCUGAUGGUAGUUGUGGACUCCCUGGAUGUAGAAUACGGGCCAGGUUACGGAGCUGGGACAAGUGGCUCGAUUGCAGAGCUUUUGGCCUCCAAUCAUGACCGGCUGCCCAGCUGGCUGCUGCUCGUCUGCUCAGUCCGCCGACACAACAAAGCCCUGUGCAAGAAGUUCUCAAGUUUUCGUAAACUCUGUCUGGAUGAUCUGCGGAAGCCUCCGGCAGUCCGUGACGUGCAGCAGUACAUCCUCUCUCGGCUGGAUGAAGAAGCAGCACUUCGCCGUCAGCUCACCCCUGACACAGCUGACAUGCUGAAUCUUCUGCACAUCAAAAGUGGCGGCUGCUUUCUCUUUCUUGAGCGUGUUCUGGAUGGUGUGGCAGCUGCACUGGUGGGUCUGCGAGAGAUCCGGGACAUCCCCGGGACCCUCAACGGACUCUACCUGUGGCUGUGCCAGAGACUGUUCCCCCGAGGGCUCUUCAGCUAUGUCAGGCCUCUCCUCAGUGUCAUCUUGGCUGCGCCGAGGCCCCUCACACCCCAGCAGCUAUUCACAGCAGUGUGGACUCAGGACACCUUAUCAAGCCUUCAGGACUUCGAGAGCAAACUCAAAACCCUCUCUCCUCUCUUGAUCAAUGGCCCUGGGGGCACCAAAAUACUUUUUCAUGCAAGCUUUACAGAGUGGCUGACAGAUGUUAAGUACUGCACACAGAAAUAUCUGUGCAGCAGAACAGAAGGUCAUAGCAUGCUCGCCACAUCUCUGACUCUACAGGGACCCAACCUGAACAUUGAGGAAACUUGCCAGCUAGCCACACACUUAAUUUGCUCAGGUCACCAUAAAGAUAAACCCGCAUUUUUGGCACUGUGGAUGCUGUGGGCGGGUGUACGUACUUUUAAUCCCACCUGCAGUAGAACACUUGCAACAUCCUUAGCUCAGCUUCCUGUUUCAGUGAGUCAGGAUGUUGCUCAGUUGUUAAUGAGAAGUGGACUUGUUUCUCCAGCCUUUUUUUCUGGAGCAGAGCCAAGUGAUGCAAUGCAUUGUUUGGGUGAAGCAGGAACUAAUUUGCAACAGGGACUUGAAAGGGAGGUGUAUAUAAAGAAACUACUAGACAGUCGGAUCUCUGUAAACCAGCUUGGUUCUACAGAUGGACAGACUCUGCUUGCUAGUGCAGCCCAUGAGGGUUCUGCGAAUUUAGCUAAUCUUCUUCUCACACGUGGGUCUGAUCCAUUGAUCAGUGAUCAUCAGGGUCAAACACCACUGACUUUGGCCUCCAGGCAGGGUCAUGUCAAAGUAUUGUCUGUGUUACUGGAAUGGGCCAAGAGUCAGGACCCAAAAUCUUCAGUACAGAUGAUGGAGCAUGUUGACAAUGAAGGAUGGACAGCGUUGCGCGCUGCAGCUUGGGGUGGACACAGUGAGGCUGUUCGACUGCUACUGGAUGCAGGAGCAGAUGUAGAUGGAUGUGACAGUGAGGGCCGGACUGCUCUUAGAGCUGCUGCAUGGGGAGGUCAUGAGGAAGUUGUCCUCACGCUAUUGGACUAUGGGGCACAAGUUGACAAAGCUGAUAGCAAGGGCCGCACGCCACUUAUUGCUGCUGCCUAUAUGGGACAUCACGAAACAGUUGUGAUAUUGUUGGACCACAAUGCACGAGUAGACUUAGCUGAUGGAGAUGGGCGCACUGCUCUGUCAGUUGCAGCCCUCUGUGUAUCUACAGCUGCAGGGGUCAAAGGUUUUGGUGAGGUAGCAAGUCUGUUACUGGAGCGUGGAGCAGAUCCGGGGCACAGAGACCAUGAUGGAAUGACACCACUUCUUCUUGCAUCCUAUGAGGGUCAUGAAGAUGUAGUUGAGCUUUUGUUGGAAGCGGGUGCUGAUGUAGAUGAAACUGCUGGACCUGAUGGCAGCGUCACUGCUGCGGCUGCUGUUACUCCCCUAUUGGCAGCUGCAGCAAUGGGACACAUGAAGACGGUGUCACGGCUGCUUUUCUGGGGAGCAGCUGUGGAUGCCAUUGAUUGUGAAGGCAGGACGGCACUAUGUCUAGCAGCAGCAAGAGGGAGCAUAGACGUUGUCCGCACUUUGUUGGACCGAGGCCUGGAUGAGAACCACAAAGAUGACCUUGGCUGGACUCCACUGCACGCUGCUGCGUGUGAAGGCCAUCGUGCUAUUUGUGCUGUUUUGACAGAACAAGGCAGCAUGGCACGUGUUGGAGAGAUGGACAUUGAGGGACGCACCCCUCUUAUACUGGCUGCCCAAGAAGGCCACUGGAGCACUGUUAAACUACUGUUGGACAGACGGUCUCCCAUUGACCACAGGGCCUAUGAUGGGCAUUCUGCCUUGAGUGCUGCCCUCCUGGAGGGCCAUGCUGAUGUUGCAGAACUGCUAAUGAAGCGAGGAGCUGAUACUGAUGUCCGGGAUGCAGAGGGACGUCCCUUGCUCUACAUCCUAGUAUUGGAGGGUCGCCUUGAUAUGGCUACUCUCCUAAUAGAGAAAGGGGGUGUUCCUUUGGAGUCGCGAGAUUCUGAGGGCCGCACAGCGCUCCAUGUGGCUUCCUGGCAAGGAUGUGUAGAGAUUGUAGAUCUACUUUCAAAACACGGGGCAAACCCCAAUGCACAAGAUGCAGAGGGGAGACCACCAAUACAUUCAGUGGCUUGGACAGGACAUGCCAAGGUAGGGUAUCGUCUCUUAGAAGCCAGUGGCAUCAAUAUAAACCUUGCUUGCCAUCAGGGGGCGACAGCUCUGAGCAUUGCUGCCCAGGAGGGACACACCAACAUUGUUGCAAUGCUUCUUGAAAGAGGGGCAGAUCCCAAUCACAUUGAUAAAUAUGGCCGCAGUCCAGUCAAAGUGGCAGGGAAACAUGGACAUUUUAACAUUGUCAGGCUGUUGGAGAGCUAUGGAGCCAAGCCAUAUCUAGGUGUGUUGCCUAACUCUAGUACUGUAUCCCCUUCAAAAUCCAUUGUGAUCCCGUCUUUAGGAAUCUUAGAAAGUAAUGGGGGUGAAGUAAAUGCUGCAACCUCCUCGUCUUCAGUUUCAUCUCCAGGCUCCACUGCAGAACGAUUCCACUCCAUGCAGAGCUCCCAGACCUCAUCUACCUGCCACUCACUGGCCACGGUGCAGACAGUGCCAGCUGACAGCCUCAGCUUUAUACAACAGAUCCAACAGCACUCACUGCCCCGCAGUCGUAGCCGUAAUUCCACUCUCCCUCCACCAGGGAGCUCAGGCAUGGGCAGUCUACACAAGAGACAGCCCAAAGGUAGCCCGCCCCCUACUGUAUGCACAGUCACUGCCAUGGUGCACAAUUACGAACUGCCUCAGAAAGGCCUGUCAUCUGGACUUGAAUAUCAUGACAAAAUAAGCAAACAAAGCUCAGAUUUAAUAAAAGCAGACAGGACUACUUACACAGGCGGUAAAUGGAACUCAGUAAUGGCUUCACUGGGGAUAAUGCCAGGGCAGGACCAACCCCUAGGUGCUAAAAACCGAGAGAGCCCUCCUCUCGGAUACCCGUAUAGGCUUCAGAGCCCACUUCAAGAGGAGGCUUGGGAUGCUAAACCCCAGAAGAACAUUUUGUCACCUGUUUGCUACAGUUUUACCCCCAUCCCACCUUGUAGUGCCUUACCAGAUGAUGUAAUGGUCACUAUGACAACCACAGACCCACAGCUUAAUCUCAAACGGGCCAUCAAACUGCAGUUUGAGGGUCCCACCAGUGUAGCCUUACACAAGAGAGAAACACCUCUGUGACUGUACACAAGUGGAGUCAUUCUGGCUGUUUAAGGAGAUGGCAUGGUUUUUUUUUUGUUUUUUUUUUUUGGAGGGUUCCUUUUACUGUGAUUUACUGGGUUCAGAUGAAAGAAGGAAAGAUUUCUUUCUCCAGUGUUCUUUCAGAAAACCAGAGGAAGAAAGGACUGAAUGACACUAAAGCCUUGCCUUUACCUGCUGUAUGGGAGGAGCAGUGCACCUACUUACUGACAAGACCAUGCUGAUAUAUUUGAAGUGUAAGGCAUAAGUUGGACGUUAUUUUUCUAUGGUAUCACGGUUUUGAUCGGCACCAGUGUGAUGAGACCUUUUAUUAUUUUAUUUUAAUUUAUUUUAUAUUUUACCCCAUGGACCCAUAUAUGGUUAACAAGAUAGACUUAUCUGGCAUUAGAGUAAAGUUUUUUUUUUGUUUGUUUGUUUUGUUAAAUACAGUCUUGUUCAAGAGCUUUAAGGCAUGUGGCCUUUUAUGACCUUUUAUGGAAGCUUUUGAUAUUUGCGUUAAACCGGCCUACAUCCUCCAUUGCUGUUCCAUAGCUGUCAACCAAAAAUAAUUUGCAGAAAAACAAGCCUACCAGAGCCUGAUCCACUGCUGGUUUAUGAUACAGUGCUCACUCUAAAAUACCGCCAAGUUUACUGAAUGCAACUUGGCUCACCAAGUGUGUCUGUGAGCAGGCAGGAAGGAAAAUGAAAACUGGACAAUAAAAACUGAGGGUGGAUGUGGGAGGAUUGUUAAUUCCAAAUUCCAUGUGUGUGGCCUAAAGAUUUCUAGUUC